AUGGCUAGUCCCGGCUCAUCUGGCCGGAAAAUGGAACCAGUGUACCGAGGAAUCCGGUGCCGUAGCGGGAAAUGGGUGUCCGAGAUCCGUGAGCCGAAGAAAACCACUCGAAUCUGGCUCGGAACUUACCCCACGGCGGAGAUGGCAGCUGCCGCCUACGACGUGGCUGCUUUGGCUCUUAAAGGUAGAGAAGCUGUCUUGAAUUUCCCGGGAUCCGUGCGGUCAUACCCGGUUCCCGGGUCAACAUCCGCAGCGGAUAUUCGAACCGCUGCGGCCGCUGCUGCAGCGGUGAAAGGGUGUGAUGUAGAAGAGGUAAAGGAAAAGAAGAAGAGUAGUACUAGUUCGUCGAAGUUGAGAGCGCGUGAUUACCACGUAGAUUUUGACAAUAUGGCCUCUUCUUCGUGGUGUGGGGCAGAGUUUAUGGACGAAGAAGAAGUCUUGAAUAUGCCUAAUUUGUUGGCUAAUAUGGCUGAAGGGAUGAUGGUUGCGCCACCGUCUUGGAUGGGUUCUCCGCCAUCGAAUGACUCUCCAGAGAAUUCAAAUGAUGAGAACUUGUGGGGCUAUUGA
This is a messenger RNA of Arabis nemorensis, 567 nucleotides long. NCBI's taxonomy places the organism in Eukaryota, Viridiplantae, Streptophyta, Magnoliopsida, Brassicales, Brassicaceae. The record is from the annotation of a GenBank genome assembly.